Molecule: messenger RNA, 1209 nt
Organism: Aspergillus nidulans FGSC A4
Lineage: Eukaryota; Fungi; Ascomycota; Eurotiomycetes; Eurotiales; Aspergillaceae
Product: DUF3431 domain-containing protein
Exons: 2
Coding region: 1-1209 (402 amino acids)
Source: RefSeq, a predicted model, not a curated record
AUGGCCGCCGGCAGUUGCACCCUUGGCUCCACCAAGCAUUGCCAAGUUCAUAACCACCACCUCUCAUUGGUUGGACAGCAACCGGUCAUAAGCCGAUCCCUCCGGCUUCUGGAACGUCCACAACAUGAGCUCACGCCACCCAGCUCCCGCCGAGCCUUCGCGUGGAGUAAAGUCCGCUACCGUACGACCGCGCGUUCGCUUCCCGAAGCACGCGGCGUCUGCCCAGGGCUCGGGAAAUCAAAAAAACCGGCUCUCGUUGUGUCUCAUGUGCAAUCCGACGGCGACACAGAAUGGCUGACAGGCAGCGACCUUGCGAAGAAAUACCAUCUCUGCAUCUACGAUGUUGACGGCUCCGACGACACCGCCGCUUCCGCAACCCUCCGCACCCCGUCCAACCGCGCCCAUGAAGCAAUGGCCUAUCUUACCUUUUUAAUUGACAAUUACGACUCCCUCCCCUCUUCUGGCGCUGUGUUUGUCCAUGGAAGCCGCUGGGCGUGGCACAAUGACGCCCCCGACUACGACAAUGCAUACCUCCUCACACAAUUGGACGUCGACCGCGCCCUCGAGCCCGCCGGGUACCACAACCUGCGCUGCGACUGGAGCGUCAGUACCUGCUCCGCCGAUACACCACCGCAGGGGUCCCUGCAGAUGGCCUUCCAGAGCAAGAUCGACCCGUGGGACGCGCGGGCUGCGUCGGACGCAGCGCUGCCGGGCGCGUUGGCGACGAUCUUUGGACAUAACGAUCCGGCGGGGACGGUUAUGCUGAGUCGGCACGAGGCUCUGCGGAGUCAGUGCUGUGCGCAGUUUGUGGUUUCGCAGGAGCGGAUGUGGAGCCAUGAUCGCGACGAAUACGUUGCACUUAGGCAGUGGUUGUUGGAUGGGGCGGAUGCUUCUACAGCCGGCUCGAGUUCAAGGAUUAUUCGGGGGCAAGGCGUUGCCCCGAAGGAUGACCGUGUCGCUGGACGAAUUAUCUCGUAUAUCUGGCAUAUCUUAUUCCUUGAUGUGACUGGUUCUAGUGGCUCUGACGCUGCUGAUGCGAUGGACCUGGACGUCCUUAAUCGGGCUGCCUGUCCGAGCGCGCAGGACUGCUAUUGUCGGCUUUAUGGACGGUGCGAUCUGCAGUGCCGGUCGCCGGGUAGUUGUGCCGGUCAGUAUACGAUUCCGCCUGGGUAUAAGGUCCCUGGCCAUGGACGUAAGGAUCCUGCCUGA